Drosophila albomicans is the source of this 2023-nucleotide messenger RNA. Its product is annotated as major facilitator superfamily domain-containing protein 6-A. Lineage: Eukaryota; Metazoa; Arthropoda; Insecta; Diptera; Drosophilidae. Gene Ontology annotation, cellular component: membrane. The record is from RefSeq and is a predicted model, not a curated record. The transcript has 4 exons. The coding region runs from base 313 to 1938 and encodes 541 amino acids.
CACUGACCGAGCGAUCGCUGCUCACUUUAAUUGAUUACAAUUAAUUAAUUCACAAAAUAUGCGUGCGUACGUGGGUGCGGUGCAUACAAUAAUAAUAUCGUUUAGAACUAUGUACUCAAGUCAGUGAACAGAUCCAAUGGAGUAGACAGUUCAGCUGAUCGGUAACUAUAACUAUGGUCUUAUCAGUCAAGGAGAAUCGACACAGCCAAUAAAGAUUACAGCGUCAGUGCAUGGAGUCAUUAAACUGUGAUACUCGUAUACUCGUAUUAUUGUGAAAUUUGCUCACACCUUAGUGGGGAAUACUCUGAGACAAUGGCGCGAAUUAACAAACGCCUGCUUCCAAUAAAAGCACAUUUCUUCUUCUUCAUGGCGGCAAUGGGCCCAAUAUUGCCGCAGCUCUCUGUGAUAGGUAAACAAUUUGGUAUUCCACCUGACAUUAUGGGCUAUAUAACCGCUGUGUUGCCAAUUCUCUAUGUGUUAGCCAAGCCACUUGUUGGCUUUCUGGCCGACUAUUUUAUUAACCUGCGUAAAUUUAUAUUUAUGACAUUAAUUGUGAUUAUGACGCUGGCCUAUGCUGGAUUCUAUUUCUUGCCAAGUGCCCCACAUGCCAUCGAGCUGGAGGAAAGCAGCUCCAUUUGGACAGUGUCAUUGACAGAGGAGCCACCGCACUGUCCAUCAGAACUCUUCACCAACGCUGCAUAUUGCCAGGCGACUCAUCAGGCGGAAUGCAGUCAACAGAACUUCACUUUUCGCACGAUGAUUGUGGACCAAAAGUCUGUGGCUGGAUUGAAUUUAAGCCCAAAUCUACAGCAUGACAAUGACAGUUAUUAUGCGUGUCUCACGGAACUGGAAGAGACCAUUUCGUGGAGCAACAGUUCCGCCACGUGCCACCUUCAGCACAUUGGCAGUUGUGUCUAUGGCAGCGGCAAGUUUUGGCUGUUUGUCUGCAUGCUGUUCAUCGGAACGAUUGGCUUCAAUGUCACCAAUUCCAUCUCGGAUGCCUGCUGCUUUGACCUGCUCGGCGAGGAGGAGAGCAAAUACGGAGCACAGCGUGUUUGGGGCACUAUCGGAUUUGGCAGCACGGCGCUGCUAGCUGGCGUUAUUGUCAAUCUGUGGACCUCGGAUGCCAUCAAGAGUUUCACGCCCGCCUUGAUCAUUAUGUGUGUGUUUAGCGUGAUGGAUUUGUUCAGUGUCUCUAAGCUUAAGAUGCCCAAGCUUGGCGGGUCCGAAUCCAUUUGGCAGGAUGUGUGGCAACUGGUGCAACAGCCACCGAUUGUUACGUUCUUGGUGUUUGCUACUAUUGCGGGCAUCAUUGACUCCUUCAUCAUUUAUUUCAUGUUCUGGCAUGUGGAGGAAGUGGCAGCUGAGACGGGCUACAUGCAGGACAUCAAGCUGAUUGAAGGACUCGUGGUGGCCGCAGAGUGUCUGGCUGGUGAGGUGCCAUUCUUUUUCUACAGCGGGAAGAUCAUUAAGAAGCUGGGCUAUGUGCACUGCAUGAGCAUGUGCUUCUUUUUCUAUGCGGUGCGCUUGUCGCUCAUCUCCUGGAUACCCAAUCCCUGGUAUCUGGUUGGCGUGGAACUCUUCUUUCAGGGCAUUACCUAUGCCCUCUGCUAUACAUGCAUCGUGGCCUAUGCCUCGGCUGUGGCGCCGCCCGGCACCUCGGCAACUGUGCAGGGACUCAUGGCGGGCAUGGAUGAUGGCUUGGGCUUCUCGAUUGGCUCGCUCAUCGGUGGAAUUAUGUUUAAGCGUCUGGGAGGUCGUGAGAGUUUCAAGUACUUUGCCAUAGCUGCCAUCUGCACCUGUGUGGCACAUAUUGUCCUGCGUCCCAUGUCCAGGAAGCGACAGUAUUUGCCCAAAAGUGGCUAUCAAUUGCCUGCGGAUCAGCCAACAACGAAUCCAUCAUCGCCACAGCUGGAGGAGUUGCCCAAAGUGUUCUAGUUUUAGACUUUUGUUUUAUAUUGCACAUGUUUUUAUACAACUUUUAAUACAAUUGAAGAAUAACUUGCUGCCAAGUUGAAUGACA